AUGUAUCGUGCAUUAUUAAAACUUCAUAUUCAUCUUAAAAAUCGUGUACUUGAUUUAUCAUAUUCAUAUGGAUUUUUUGUUGCUGAUCAUUCACUUUAUGUUAUUCUAAUUUGUUUUGGUAUAUUUCUUCUUAGUUUAUUUCAAAUAACUACGAAUGUUCCACCACCUGGUAGUACAUUAGAAAUAUUUGCUGAAUCAUCAAAAUCAUUUAGACCUGUACGUGCACGAUUAGAAUUAAAUACAAGUGAUCAAUUACAUGACAAACAACCAGAUAAACCAUUAUGGUAUUCUGGUUAUCCACUUGCUUAUGUUCAACAUAUUGUUAUACGAUGUUCAUCAUUAACAUCUCGUAGAUCAUGUCUUUUACGUGCACGUGAUAUACGUGAUCGUCUUUUUUCUGAUCAACAAUUUGAUACAAAUUGUUUACGUGUUGGUGAACCAAUAAAUGCCCAACAAAUGAUAUCAUAUUUACCAUCAUUUGGUUGUCUUUUACUUUCACCAUUAAAUUUAUGGUCAAAUGAUAUAUUAAAUAUAAAAAAUAAUGAACGUGAAAUUCUUGAAACAAUUUCAUCAUUAUCAAAACGUUAUAUAGAUAUUAUAUUUGGUAUUCCACAAGAAUAUUUUUCAUCAAAUAAACCAUUCACAUAUGCUAUAACAUUAUUAUUAAAUAAUGCAUCAAAUGAAUAUCGACAAGAUUUAAAAAAACGUUUAUUUGCAUUUGAUGAACAACAACAAGAUGAUAUUAUACAUAUUUAUUUUUCAAGAAAAUCUCUUCUUUAUUAUUUACCAUUAGUACUUAUUUAUAUUGUUGUUUUUCUUUAUAUUUAUUAUUCAGUUAGUCAAUUUGAAUGUGUAAAAUCUAAAUGGGGUCUUGCAUUAGCAGCAACAGUACAAAUUGUUGUUUCAUUAUUAAUAUCAUUAGCAUUAUCAUCAUUAUUUCAUAUGACACCACGUCUUGAUGGUGGUGAAGUAUUUCCAUAUUUAGUUAUAUUUAUUGGUUUAGAAAAUUUAGUUGUAUUAACACGUGCAGUUACAUCAUUACAAGCACAAAAACAAUAUGAUGAUAUACGUGAACGUGUUGCACAUGCACUUCGUGCUGAAUCAUGGACAAUAUCAAAACAUUUAGUUUAUGAAUUAAUUAUUGUUAUGAUUGGUUUUAUAACAUAUGUUCCAACUGUAAGAGAAUUUUGUCAAUUAGCAUUAAUUGGUAUAUUAAUUGAUUUUUUAAUGCAAAUUAAUUUUUGGUUAGCAGUUUUAAGUAUUGAUAUACGAAGAUUUACUGUUGGUGUUGGUAAAAAAAAAAAUCGAAAUUUAGAACAAGAAAAAAAAGAAAUUAAAGUAUCAUUACCAAUAAGAAUGCCUUAUUUAAUAAAUAGACGACAACAACAACAACAACAAUCUCAAUGGGCACGUUAUAGAGUUUUACAACGAGGAAGUAUGUUUAUUGUUCUUAUUUGGUUUAUUCUUAUUUUUUAUAAAUCAUGUUUAAUUGUUGAUUUACUUCAUAAAAAUGUACAAAUAAAUCGAGAUCAAAUUAAAGAUUUUGUUCCAGAAAAAAUGCUUAAUGAACAUUAUGGUUCAUCAUUUAAUAAUCAACAUGAUUUAAAUAAUAAUAUCGAAGAUCAAAUAAUAAAUAAUGUAUCUUUACCAAAUUAUGAAUGGCAAACAUUAUUAUCAUAUGAUCAUUGGUCAACAUUAUUUUCUUUUUAUAAUAUUUCAUAUGAUAAUCGUUAUUUAACUAUAAUGCCAUCAAUUUAUUUACCAAUUAUUUCUUCUGAAGAUCAAAAAUUAGAUAUGAAAACAAAAGCUUAUUAUAAAGCAUCACAUCGACCAUUACUUGAUGUAACUCUACCAAGUACAACUAAUUUAUUGAUUGAUCGUCGAUUUUCAACAGCUUUAUGGGAACUUUUUUUUCUUGUUCUAUUUGGUUUAACAUUAUUUAGUAUUGUUUAUUUUUGGUUUUUUUCAUCAUCAUUAAAUUUAAAUCAUAAUCGAAUAUUAUCUUGUAUAAAAAGUGAUUAUUCAAUUGUACCAACAAUAUUAAUACCACCAUCAUCAACAUUAUUAAUUGAAUCAAUGUGUAUACAUGAAAAUGGUACAGUUGUUUGUGUAGCAUAUUCCGAUGGUUCAAUAUGUAUGUGGAAUCCUCAAACAGGUGGUAUUAUUUUAACACAACAAAGAUAUUCAAUAAUAUCAAUUGAAAAAUCUAUCAAUCAUGUUUGGUGUUCAUUAAUGAUUGAUGAAAAUCGAUGUUUAUUUGGUUGUUCAGAUGGUCAAAUAGAAAUUUAUCCAAAUAAUUCAUUAUCAAAAAAUUUAAUAUUAUAUCAUCAUGAUCUUGGUGGUAUAACACAUCUUAUACGAGCAUCAUCAACAAUUAUUAUAAGUACAACACGUCGUGGUUAUUUAAUUGCAUUUGAAUAUAUAAAUGGUUUAAUAAAACAAAUUUAUAUAAAAAGAUUACAUCAAUGGCCAAUACGUGUUUGUCGUAUUGAUUAUAAUUCUUCACUUAUAUUUACUGGUAGUGAUGAUCAUUCAAUUAAAGUAACAAAUAUUUCAAAUGGUUUAUGUUUACAUACUUUACAAAAACAUCAAUCACCUAUUAAUUGUCUUGCUCUUGAUCCAUAUCAUCCAACAACAUUAGUAAGUGGUUGUUUUAAUGGAACAUUAUGUGUUUGGAAAGGAAAUGAUCUUAUUCAAACAAAUAUCAAUGCACAUCCAUUAUCAAUAAUAAUUGAUUUAAAUUUUUGUGGUCAUUCAUCAAAUAUAAUAAGUCUUGGUACAGAUAAACGUUUAUGUAUAUGGACAUAUUCAAAUUUACAACUUCUUUAUGAAUUAAAUGAUAUAACAUCAAAUUGUUUUAUAAUAUAUCGUAUAAAUUAUUUAUUUUAUACAAAAUUAAAUUCACUUUAUAUAUAUGAUACAUUUAAUCAAACAAAAAUAUCAACAAAACAAUUUUUAAUUCCAUUUUUAAAUAAUAUUAAUCAAGAUGAAAAUGAAAUGAUUAUUGAAAAAUUUAUUUAUUCAUCACAAACAGAAACAUUAAUAUUACAAAAUUCGGAUGUUAUCUAUGCAAUGCACUUACCACAACGUUUUUUUCUUGACCGUAUAUUGGAAAGAAGACACGGUCAUGACGAUGGCAACUAUCAAAGUUUGUCGUCAUUGAUAUUUCAUCCACCAACAACACCCAAUCUUCUGACUUAUUUUCAAUCAAGAGAUCAAGCAAUCACUCCUCAUUUAAUAGAUAAUCAUUUGAAAUCAUCAAAUGUUGCUGUAACUGGUAUAUCAUCAUCAUCAUCGUGUUCAUCAUAUCCGAAACAAAUAUCAUCUUCAUCUCCAAUUCCAUUUCAACCAUAUCUUAUAACUCCAUAUCAUACACAAAAUACACCACCUUAUUCAUCAUCAAUGUCGAAUUCAACAAAUACAACUCAAAUAUCAACAUCUCGUAAACGUAAACAACCAAUGAAUGAUACAUCAUCAUUUCUUACACCUUCAAUACCAGCUAAACGAUCAACUCCUUUAGCAAUGUUUUUUCAAAAAGUAACACCAUUGGACGGUUCAGUUAUGAUGUUUGUUAACAAUAGUAAAAUAACUCAAACUGAACCUUCAUUCUCAAUGUUUACAUCUAGUCAUCAUCAUCUUGAUAUUGAACAACAAAAAUUAACAGUUGAAAUUGAAGAAUUACGUCGUACAAAAUCUGAUACACAACGUCAAUAUGAAUCAACUGUUGAAACAAUAAAACGUUGUCUUGUUAUGACACGUUCAUUAUUAAUUGAAAAAUCUCAAUUAGAAAAAAAAGAAGCACGAGAAAAAUCAAUGGAAAAUCGUUUACGUCUUGGUCAAUUUGUUACACAAAGACAAGGUACAUCAUUUGUUGAACAAUGGGUUGAUGGUUAUGAUUUUUUGGAUAAACAACGUUCACAAGAACAAUUAGCACGUGCUAAAGAAAAUCUUGAUCGUGAACGAAAAACUUUAACUAAAAAGAAAACAUUUUUACAACAACAACAUCAACAACAAUUAAUGAUGACAACUAUAGCAGAUGAAACAAUGAUUAUGAAUAAUAGUUCGAAUUAUCAAGAUUUUAAUAAUCCGGUGUUUGUACCACCAACGAAAUCUAAACGAACAAAUAGACCUUCAACUCUCAAAACGUCCACUAGUCAACAAAAACUUCAACCAAUAUCAUCGCCAUCACUCAUUGUAACAUUUAAUAAUAAUAACAAUAAUAAUAAUAAUAAUAAUAAUAAUAAUAAUAAUCCAUUAAUGGGUUCAUCAUCAUUUAUUGGACAUCAACAAAUUCAAGCACUUUCUGAUAAUUCAAAUGAUGGUCAUUAUUUAUAUUCUAGUGAUAAUAAUCCACCUAUUGAUAGUGGAAAUUCAUCAUCAUCAUCAUCAUCUCUUAUUUCAAAUUUUUCAUCAUCUAUUAUGACAUUACAAGAUUGGUAUGAAUAUGAUGAAGUACUUCGUCUUCGACAAUUAACACUUAAACGUGAAGAAUGUGAUUUAGCACAAGAUUUAGAAAAACUUGAUCGUGAACGAAAUGUUCAUAUAAGAGAAUUAAAACGUUUAUAUAAUGAAGAUCAUUCAAGAUUUAAUAAAAAUAAUAUACUUAAUGAAAGAUAUUUAUUAUUAACAUUGAUUGGUAAAGGUGGUUUUAGUGAAGUACAUCGUGCAUUUGAUUUACGUGAACAACGUUAUGUUGCAUGUAAAAUUCAUCAAUUAAAUAAAGAAUGGAAAGAUGAAAAAAAAGUUAAUUAUAUUAAACAUGCUGUUAGAGAAUAUAAUAUACAUAAACAUUUAGAACAUAAACGUAUUGUUAAAUUAUUUGAUGUAUUUGAAAUCGAUACAAAUUCAUUUUGUACAGUUUUGGAAUAUUGUAAUGGAAAUGAUUUAGAUUUUUUUCUUAAACAAAAUAAAACAAUUCCAGAAAAAGAAGCACGUUCAAUCAUAAUGCAAACACUCAAUGCAUUGAAAUAUCUUAAUUCAGAAAUCAAACCACCUGUGAUUCAUUAUGAUUUAAAACCAGGUAAUGUUCUUUUGGGAAGAGGAAAUAAUAGUGGUGAAAUCAAAAUAACUGAUUUUGGUUUAUCUAAACAAAUGCAUGAAGAUACAUUUGAUGCUGAUGAUGGAAUGGAUCUUACAUCUCAAGGUGCUGGUACUUAUUGGUAUCUACCACCAGAAGUAUUUGUUCAAGGUCCUAAUCCUCCUAAGAUUUCAUCCAAAGUUGAUGUUUGGAGUGUUGGCUGUAUUUUUUAUCAAUGUUUAUAUGGUCGAAAACCAUAUGGUCAUAAUUUAUCUCAAGCAGCUAUAUUAGAAAAUCAAACAAUUUUAAAUGCUAAAGAAAUUCAGUUUCCUAAUCGACCACAAGUAUCUAAUGAAGCCAAAUCAUUUAUUCGUCGAUGUUUAACUUAUCAAGCACGAGAUCGUCCCGAUGUUUUGCAAUUAAGUGAAGAUGAAUAUUUAAAAUCUUAUCCAAAACGUACAACAGCCACAACUUCUUCGCCUCUUUUUUGUCCUAAAUAA
This is a messenger RNA of Rotaria sp. Silwood1, 5517 nucleotides long. The record is from the annotation of a GenBank genome assembly. Lineage: Eukaryota; Metazoa; Rotifera; Eurotatoria; Philodinida; Philodinidae.